This is a messenger RNA of Falco peregrinus (peregrine falcon), 2560 nucleotides long. Its product is annotated as homeobox protein HMX2-like. Lineage: Eukaryota; Metazoa; Chordata; Aves; Falconiformes; Falconidae. Gene Ontology annotation, cellular component: nucleus. The record is from RefSeq and is a predicted model, not a curated record. The coding region runs from base 72 to 878 and encodes 268 amino acids. Gene Ontology annotation, biological process: regulation of transcription by RNA polymerase II. Gene Ontology annotation, molecular function: DNA-binding transcription factor activity, RNA polymerase II-specific; RNA polymerase II transcription regulatory region sequence-specific DNA binding. The transcript has 2 exons.
GCCGCCCGCCCGCCCCAGUCAGUCCUGCGGCGCAGCACGGCGCGGCGCGGCUCGGCUCGGCUCGGCGCGCCAUGGUGCAGCUCGGGAGCGGCCGCCGACCCCCACCGCCGGCCCCGGCCGCGCCGCCCGCGUUCAGCAUCGACAGCAUCCUGCAGCCCGGCCCCCGCCGUCCACCCCGGGAGCAGGGCAGAGCCCGCGGCGCGCUGCCGGAGGAGGCGGAGGAGGAGGAGGAGGAGGAGGAAGAGGGGCCUGCGGAGCAAGACCCCAGUAAAGGCUCCAGCAACUCGGGCAGCGCGCCCCGCCGGCUCCGGGCCGAGGGGACGAGCCGUGGCUUCCGCACGGAGCCCGAGAGCGGCGGAGGCGGCGCGGGCUCCCCACUCCCCGCCGAGGGGCUGCGCGGCACCCGGCAGCCGCCGCCGCGGGAGGCCGGUGGCUGCGGCGGGGAAAGCGGCAGGUCGCCGGCGGCGGGCGGCAGGAAGAAAACGAGGACCAUCUUCUCCAAGAGCCAGGUCUUCCAGCUGGAGUCCACCUUUGACGUGAAGCGCUACCUGAGCAGCGCCGAGCGGGCCGGGCUGGCCGCCGCGCUGCACCUCACCGAGACCCAGGUGAAGAUCUGGUUCCAGAACCGCCGCAACAAGCUCAAGAGACAGAUGUCGACGGAGCCCGAGGGCCCGGGGCCGGCGGAGCCUCCCGGGGAGCCGCCGCCGCCCCCCGCCGCGGCGGCUCUCGCCUUCCCGGCCCUUUACAAGGACAGCACCCUGCUCAGCCGCUGCUUGCUGCCGCUGCCCUUCCCCCUGCUCUACCCGGGCAGCGCCAUCCCCUACCUCUGCCUCCCCGGGCCGGGCAAACACUUCAGCCUGGUGGACGGGGACGUAUAGCCUCUCCCCCCGGCCCCCGACCUUCCUCUCGCCGGGGACUGCCCCGAUGUUAUUUAUGCCCCCGCCGUGUCGGUGGGGUGUCCACCUUCUCCACGGCCGGCGGCAGCCGCCCCCCGGCCCACGAAGGGGCCACCCGGGCUCCCUCCACGCGUGUCCGUGGGCCGCCGACACGUUGUUAAAGCUCGAAAUGGCGCUGCCAGCCCGCCCUCGCUCUUGCAGCGCUUUUUCUCUGGUCAGGACCGAGGAAAUAACAGGAAGCCACCAAAGAAACGGGGAUGUGUUCUGCCUCCCUCUCUCCAAAUUAUCCCGUGCCCGUAUUUCAGGGGGAGCCGAUGCUCUGCCUCAACCCACAGGGACUGUGUCCCCGCGUCUGCCCCAGCGCCGUGGCCGUCGCGGUACGGUGAUCCGAGUCCCUUUCAAUAGAGUUUGCUAAAAGCGAAGGCCGCGAUGCGCUCCUCUGUCUCAAACGCUCCACCUCUAGUGUCCCUCAGAUUACCCUUUCCCCAUCUUUGACACUAUCGAAAUGUAGACACCUUUCCGCAGAUCUGGUUCUUAAACGGUGGCUUCUCUGACUACUAUUUUUUUUUUUUUUUGUCUCUCCCGAAAAAUACCCGAGCUCUCUCACACUUUUUGUGCUAACUGGUUCUCAAAAUGCGGCUCGUCUGAUGUUUUUGCAGAACAAGACAAGCUGUCUCUCAUACUUCUUGUGCUAACCCCGCCCCCCGAAAUCUCGUGGGACAAUUUUAUCUGCUAGAUCCUAGAGUAAAGAAGUGUUGUUUUUUUCUUUCUUUCUUUUCUUUCUUUUUUUUUUUUUUUUUUCAAAUUUCUUUUUUUGUUGCCUCCCAACCCGCGCUCUCCCGGAUUUCCAAACGCUUUUGUCGUCCUCUGAUUUUCAAGUUCCACACGCUUUAUACUCAAAGGUUGGAAAUAAACCUAUUCAGAAGGUGACAUGCAUGCCUUUUCACUACGGUUACUACUAGGCAGUAUCAAACGAAAGGUAUUUCCUAGAGUGCAUCGACGGUUUUUAGUUUAAAAAUAAAGGUUAAAAACACAAUCAUGGCAUUACGAAAUUCCCCCGUGGGUGCGAAAACGGGCAGCUUCUCGACUUUCCCAGUGGGAACAAAAGCGAUAGGCGACGCGGCUGGAUGAGAAGGGGUUUGCUUUCCUUGUCGUGCUCUUCUGCCGUUUGCCUUCCCGUGGGCGAUGGGCAGGGGCGGGCAGCGACCCUGCGGGCAGGGGCGUGGGCCGGCCCGCCGAGGGGAGCGGGCAAGCGGUAGCCCCGCGGCUCACAAGCCGCCUCCGCCGAGCGCUGCGCGGCCGGGGAAAGCGCUGCGGCUGCGGGCUGGGGAGCGGGGCCGGGGCGGUCCCUGCGCCUGCCGAGCGCUGGGAAGCGGCUGGCAGAGGCUGCCUGGAGUUUUCUCACGGUUGCGAUGAUCUGGGAGCGUCGUUUGACCUCGCCUUUCGCUUUUUAAUCGGUCUCGAAUCAGUGUCAAGGAGCAAGAGGGGUCCCACGGGACGCACCUCGCUCCGGACAAGGAUAAACGCUGCCGAGGCGGCUGCAGGGGCGGUGCGACGGAGCGAGGGGGACCCGCCGGCUACGCUUCGCAGCUCUGGUUUCCCCAAACUGCAGGUCCCGGGAAGAUGCAGGAGGCGAAUUAACGGUUUGGGUCGCGCCACCGACC